GGGCAACUUCACUUUUGAAGAUGGUGGACACCACGUCGCCGACCGCGCCGCCGUCGGCCCCCAAGACCAAGCUACGAGCUUCUGCGCCGGCAUUCGUUUUCUCGGCGAACGCUCCGGUGUGGCAGCCUCCAUCCUAUGCUGCAACGCCGGUCGUUGCCGCGGCGCCGCCUGCCGGCCCGAUCUUGAAACCAACCGCGAAAGAAUUCGUUCCAUCGUUCUUGAUUCCUGCUGUGCAGCCAGCGGCUACGACGACCGAUGUCGCUCCCGUUGUCGAGCAACCAGUUGCGGCCAUCGAGAAGGUGUCGAUUGUUGUUGCCGACGACGUCAAGCCGAAAGAGGUUGUGGUGGCAACGGCCCCUGUUGCAAAAGCCGAACCAGAAGCUGAAUUUCAUCCGACGUCCCCGGUGUCUGCAACGCCCAGUGACACCACGUCGACUAGCUCGUCGAACUCGACGCCGACAAAGGAACCUGUCAAGAGCGAGGGGUCGCCCACCAAACAGCAGCAGCAGCAGCAGCAGCCAGCCAACACGACCACGGAGCCGUUGUCCCCAACCUCUCGCAAACGCCGAAUCAAGUACACGUUGGCAGAAAUGCUGUCGAUGGAGCCCGCGACGUGCCCUGUCCCUGCCGGUCUGGUAAUCUGCGUGGCCGAGCCAGGCGUCGUGCUGGCGAACCGUCAAGCGUUCAAGGAGUCAAAGGGCGACAGCCACCACCGCGGCAGCGACCGCAAGCAGCACAAGAGCGGAAAGAAGCACCACAAGCAUCACAAGUCGUCGUCGACUGUGGCGGACGAAGAUUUGCCGCCAGUCAAACCGCUCAGCAUCAACGAGGAAACGCGGUGGAAGCCCAAGGACCACAAAGCCAAGGCAAACGCAACCUUGACGACCGAUGAGUACCUGGCGCAAGUCCAGUCCAUUCUCAACAAGCUGAGUGUGGAAAAGUUUGAUCGGUUGUCGGACCAGCUCAUUGACGUUGCGGUCAAGAGUGUGGACGUACUCCAAGGCGCGAUCGACAUGGUGGUGAAGAAGGCGCAAAUGGAAUGGCACUUUUCGACCAUGUAUGCCGAAUUGUGUGCCAAGGUGACGCGCACGGCGAUGCCAUUGAUCGAGGUCAGCGCCGAGAACGGCGAAGCCGAAGCGGUCAGUGGCGCCAAGAUGUUUCGGUCGCUUCUGCUUGCACGGUGCCAAAAGGAAUUUGAAGUGUCGGCGCUGCAAUCCACGGCGACGGUCGUCGAUGCACCGACCGAAGAUGGCAGUGCCGCGGAAGCCGAGAAGCAGCUCUUGCUCAAACGCGCGACUCUCGGACACAUUCGCUUCAUUGGCGAGCUCUUCAAGCAAGGCCUGUUGUCGUCGCGCACGAUGCACGAAUGCAUUCAACGUCUCUUUGGCAACACGGACAAGCCGGACGAAGAAUCGCUCGAGUGCUUGUGCAAGUUGCUCGCGACCGUCGGCCUCCGCCUCGAAGGCCGCGCCGCCACUGUCCCCCAAGAAGCGGCGCUCAUCAAGCAGUACUUCGACAUUAUUGCGACGUUGAGCCAAGCCAAGGACAAGCUGUGCACCCGCGUGCGAUUCAUGCUGCAGGACUUGAUUGACAUGCGCGCCAACAAAUAUGUGUCUCGCCUCAAGGAAGCCAAGGCGACGACGAUUGCCGAGGUACACGCACAAGCCGCGCGUGAAGAAAAGCAGAAAGCAUCGUCUGGCGGAAGCUUUGCCCCCAAGCCCAAGCUCGCCAAGAGCCAGAGCAUGGCGCAGCUCUCGCAGCCGCCGUCUCCCGCCGCGCCGCCAUCCAAAGACGGAUGGGAAACCGUGCCAGCCAAGGUCAAGCUUGUCAAGAGUGCGUCGGCGGAUAUCCGCACGCUGCACCCGCCUCGAUCGGACAAGCGCAUUGACGAUAGCCGAGGCAAGGCGAAGCUCCAUCGUGGGUCGAUCGAACGCGAUCGCCGCAGCUCGUUGGAUAGCCGCGAUGGUCCUUUUUCAUCCCGUCGUCCGCCUGCCGUGCCUCGUAGCAACGGCCCCCGCAACACCCCGCCGUCGCCGGAGAAGCGUGCGGCACCGACGCCCGCGCGUACCGAAGAAGACUUGAUCAAGGUCGCCAAGCGUAUGUUCAAGGAGUAUGUGGCCGAACAGGACUUGGCCGAAGUCCAAGCGCAGCUGCAUGAUGCUCUCGUCCACACACAGGCAGUGACGUCGACCAUUCUCAACUUUGCGCUGGAUCAAAAGGAAGCGGAGCGCCGUGCCGUGGGGCCAUUUCUGAACGGACUGGCGUCGGAAGGGCUCGUGGAUGCGGCAGGCAUUGCCGCGUCGCUGUUUGAGAUUGUCGAAAUGUUGGACGAUAUCGAGAUCGACAUCCCCAAGGCCGGCAUCUACCUCAGCCACAUGGUCGCGCCGCUGCUUGUCGAAGGCGUCCUCGCACUGGAACAUAUCGACUUGACCCCGCUGCCUCCCGCCAAGCAAGCCGUCAUGAAGAAGCACUUGGCUCAAGUUCUCAACGAGUUGGAAGUCGUGGAUGCCGCCCUGACGGACUUUAUUCAAGCGCACAACGAGUAGAUUGGGUGUGGUCGCCAGAUAGAGGAUAGACAUAGUGGAUAAGAUUACGAUUGUUUGGCAUGAAGAUGGACGAGGCGUUGAAGUGGCUGUACACUCGAUGGGACAACUGACUGGCAAGUUGCUGGCGGCGGUCGCCUUGAGCAAAGAAUGCUGCUCCAGGAGCCGACAGACUACGCCCCAGGAAACGGCAUCGC
Aphanomyces invadans is the source of this 2740-nucleotide messenger RNA. RefSeq lists its product as hypothetical. Gene Ontology annotation, molecular function: mRNA binding; translation initiation factor activity; protein binding. The coding region runs from base 21 to 2546 and encodes 841 amino acids. The transcript has 4 exons. Gene Ontology annotation, cellular component: eukaryotic translation initiation factor 4F complex. The record is from RefSeq and is a predicted model, not a curated record. Lineage: Eukaryota; Oomycota; Saprolegniomycetes; Saprolegniales; Verrucalvaceae.